Labeo rohita (rohu) is the source of this 4228-nucleotide messenger RNA. RefSeq names its product GTPase IMAP family member 8-like. Bases 446 to 3601 code for a protein of 1051 amino acids. The record is from RefSeq and is a predicted model, not a curated record. Gene Ontology annotation, molecular function: GTP binding. NCBI's taxonomy places the organism in Eukaryota, Metazoa, Chordata, Actinopteri, Cypriniformes, Cyprinidae. The transcript has 7 exons.
AGGAGAGUUGGAAAAAGAAGUGUGUAGGUGAUGUUGUCAGCAUGAGAACAGAAAAUGCGUCACUGUAUGUGUGAAAACUGUUGUCAGAACUGUAUUGUUUGAGUGUUAACCAGUGUAGUAUUCUAUUGUGAAGUCAACGUGACGGGAUUCGGAAGAAAUGCCGGUUUAACGCUUGAUGUGAAGUGCAUUGAGGAAAUCCAGAUAUAGCUCCUAAUGGCCGAGUGGUUAGGACUUCCUCUGGCUUUGCAGGAGUGUCAUGGAACUUGCUGACGGAUCACAGCCUCACGUGGACCGAUCUGACGGGUGACGGGAUCCUUGAAUUCUUUCAAGUUCAUUCAGAUGUGAAAUCUACCAAUAACAAUAGAGCGACAGCACUGGGAAUGUCCACAAGUGUCUUGCAAGUACAAAGUCUAGCUUCACAGUACAAAGUCUAGCAAUCCUUCAAAUGGCAUCUCAAGAAGCCCCAUCUAGUGCAGAAAGCCGGAAAUCAAGAAAGAGAAGACGCAGCAUGACACCACCUCCAAACAUAUCUGAAUUAAGGAUUUGGUUGUUGGGAGAAGACUGGGCUAAUAAUAAAAAUUCAGUAGGAAACUUGCUCUUGAGAAGAAAUGAAUUUGAAACAGAAGCUUCUCUCCCACUUCAUCAAUGUGCUAAAACAGGCAGAGGACAGAUUGAGGAUCAAAACAUAUCUGUGGUCAUCACACCAAAUCUGUUUAACAGAGAUGUUCCUGCAGAUGAAGUUACUCAGGCACUAAAAUAUUGUGAGGCCAUGUCUGCUCCAGGCCCACAUGUACUUCUGCUAAUUCUGCAACCGGAUACUUCCAUUGAGAAGAUAAAAUAUAUGAGAAACACCAUGAGCUCCUGGUCAGAGCACAUAAUGAAUCAUACUAUGGUACUGGUGAUGGAGGGAGAAAAAAAAAUCAGUAUUGCUAAGGAGAAAAAACUUCAAAAUGUAUUUAAAGAAAAAUGGAGGUGUCACAAAUUAAACAGAAUAUUCACAGGUCAACACAGUUUAGUCACUGACCUAUUUGAAAAAAUCAAGAACUUGGCGAAGGAGAAUGAAUGGAAUCAUCUCAGCCUGAAAGGAUUUUCAUCAGAUGUUAAACACAAAAUUGGAUCACUUGUGCAAUCAUCAUCCCAGAGUACAAAAGACAAAGAAAUGUCUGUUCUCAAUCUGGUGCUUUUUGGAAGUAACAGUGCUGAAAAGACUUUAGCAGUGAACACAAUACUGGGCCUCACUGAGUCUGCAGAAGUGCCUGAAUCUGAAACCCAUCAUGAAUGUGUCAUGAGAGAUGGUGUGAUAUGUGGACACAAGGUCACCCUGGUUGAAAUGCCAAAGCUAUACAAAACGUCUCUGUCUCAGGAGGAAGUUGUACAUGAGACACACCGUGCUCUGUCCCUAUGUUCAUUUAACAUAAACACAUUUCUCCUGGUCCUUCCUGUCAAACCUCUCACUGAUAAUGAUAAAGGAGAACUUAAAUUAUUCAGUGACAUAUUUGACACAGCUGAUGGGAAGUUCUGGGAUUGUUUGAUGAUCAUGUUCAUAUAUCAAGGGCGCAGGCAGGAUAAGGCUGUCACUGAAUUUCUACAUGUAAACAGAGACAUUCAGAAUUUAUUGAAGCAAUGUGGGGACAAAUAUUACAUACUCAGUAUUAACCAAAGACCUGAUAGUACACAGAUCCCAGAACUGCUGCAGAAGAUCUAUACAGUUACUUGUUAUUCGUAUGUAACAUUUCUGCAAGCACAGAUGAAGAAAAUAAUUGAACUGGAGGCCAAAAUUGAAGAAAUGGGGGAAAAAAUCACAGCAUUAAAUAAGAUGAAUCAAAAAGCUGAGAGUGAGAGAUCAAGCACAAACUGUGUGAGGAUUGUGCUUAUUGGAAAAACCGGAAAUGGGAAGAGUGCCACAGGAAACACUAUACUCAACAGAAAGGCCUUUAAAUCUCAAGCCAGUUUUAAAUCAGUGACAUCCUCAUGUCAGAAGGAAGAGGGGUUUGUUAACGGACAUCCAGUCACUGUUGUUGAUACUCCAGGUCUGUUUGACACGCACAUCCAAACAGAUGAUUUGAAGCAAGAGAUACUAAAGUGCAUCAGUCUCCUCUCUCCAGGACCUCAUGUGUUCCUGCUGGUGCUUAGAAUCGGAAGACUCACCAAGGAAGAAAUGGAAACUCUGAACCUGAUCAAGGAAACUUUUGGGAGGAACGCUGGACUGUUUAGCAUCAUAAUAUUUACCCAUGGUGAUCAGCUGCAAGAUAAGACAAUUGAGAGCUGUCUGGAAGAUACAGAUUCAAAUAUGAAGAAGCUGAUCGGAGAUUGUGGAGGAAGAUAUCAUGUGAUUGACAAUACAAAACCAGACGAUUCUAAACAAAUCACUGACUUGCUAGAAAAAAUAAACAGUAUGGUUGAAAAGAAUGGAGGAGGAUGUUACACCAAUGAGAUGUUUGAAGAAGUAGAAGCUGCCAUAAAACAAGAAAUGGAAAGAAUUUUACAGAACAAAAAAGAAGAGAUGGAAAGAGAGAACAAACGUUUGCGUGAAAAACAUGAGAUGGAGAUGGUAGAGAUGAUGAGGAGAAUAGCAGAACAAAGAGAGUUAAUGGAGAGGGAGAGGGAGGUAAAGGAGGAAGAACUCAGACUCAAGGAAGAGUUCUUGCGAAAUGAACUUAAGAGAAGAGAUGAACAAGAAGAGAAGGAGAAGAGAGAAAGACAAAAAGACGAAGAGAAGAGAAGAAUUGAAGAGGAGGGGAAACAGGAGGAAUGGAACAGGAAACAACAAGAAUUAGAAGAGAAACGGAUUAAACUAGAGAAAGAGCAACAGAAGAGAGAUCAGGAAUAUAGAGAGAAGUAUGAGAGAGAGAGGAAAGAAAUGGAAGAACUUCAUAAAAACAGACUAAAGAGGAAACAUGAGGAAGGAUACCAGAAGAGACUUAAAGAGGAGAGGAGUGAAUGGGAGCUGAAAGAAAAGAAAAUGAUUGAAGAAUUUGAACAAGAAAAAAGAGAAAGAGAAGAAAAAGAGAAUGAGAGGAUUGAGAAGGAGCUUAAAGAAAGAGAGAGAAUAGAGAAAGAGUAUGAGAACAGUAAAACAGAGAUGAUAAAACAAAAAGAAGAAUGGGAAAAAUCAUGGACGGAGGAGUGGGAUAAAAGAGUGAAAGAGGAGAAGGCAAGGAGGAAGGAAGAGAGAGAGAAACUGAGAAAGCUCGAAGAAGCAUUUGAACGAGAGCGUAAAGAGGAGGAGGAGAAGAGGAAGAGAGAAGAUAAAGCCAGACGUGAACAGGAAGAGAGAGAACGAAAAGAAAUGGAGGAAGAACAUGAAAGAAAAUUAAAAGAAAUGACGAGAAAGUAUGAAGAUGAGGCCAGAAAACAUGCAGAAGAAUUCAAUGAAUUUAGAGAGAAAUAUAAGAAAGACUUUCAGGCUCUCAUGUUAAAGCAUGAUUUAGAGAUGCAGGAGCUGAAGCUAAAGCAUGAAAAUGAGUAUAGGGUGCUGAGUGAACUCUCAAAGCAAAAAGAGAAAAAUCUGAAGAAAAAAAUGAAAAAAAUGGAAGAUAAACAUCAAAGAGAGGUUGAUGAACUGAGGAAGAAAUAUGAGUCUAAAUGCGUUUUAUUGUAACACUGAUAUCUGCACUAGAUUUAUGCUCUGACAUGAAUAAUGUUAGAAGGUUAGGUUCCAGUGAGUAUCUUGCUUUAAGUACUACAGUGCGUCUUAUCCUCAUGGACUUCACGAGAUUUGCCAGUUCUUGCUGUAAGAUGAAACCCACUCUUCCACCAAGCCACUUGCAAGUUCUGAGGCACUUCUUGGGGGACACAUGGAUAGAAGUGGUUUGCCACUACAAGGAUGUUCAUCUGCUGUCAUUCAUGUCUCCCUGUAGCACUGGUAUAGGCCUUUUACAUUUCAGACAGUUUAUUGCUCUGGCCACAUUUGCAGUCCACGUGCCUCUCUGCAGCAGGACUAUGGCAUGUUUAAGGUUUAUUUGAAUGUUACAAAGUAGUCUAAAAAAUACAGAAUUCUGAUUCCAUGUUCUUCUGAAGUUAACAUUAUCUUGCCAUAGAUUGUAUACUAUUAUGUUUAAAAACAGGAUUAUUGAAAGUAUUGUCCUCUUUCUAUAAGGUUACUCUAAAUAUUUACUCUAAAUAGUGGUAUCUGAUAUUUACUCUAAAUAGUGGUAUCUGAAUAUUUGCAUGUAUUGCAAAUGUAUGUACUUUGCCAUGGUUAUUAAUUAUGCUACUUUUAAUACAA